CUAGAACAGAGUCCGCAAGUGGGAGGUGUGCACGAGCGCAGCGUGUGGUGGAACUGGAGUCACACUAUAUUUUCUAUUAAAAGAUCAGUGGGCAGCGCACCUUUCUCUUUUUAAUAGACAGUCACUACACAUCAAUGAACACGAACAACCGUCAGUUAUUCUUACUGCGGUCCGCCGUGAAGAAUUAACAUUGUUGAUACAAGUGGGCGCAGCAAACCAGGCUUGUGAUGUGACAAGCGCGCACUAUGAGCAUUUCGCAGGACAUCUCUCUAGGUCGCAUUUGACAACCUUGACACACCGUUAUUUUGGAGAAUAAAAACUAUCGAAUUGUACGUCGUAUUGUCAAGUUAAUCGUGGAGACUGGAGUUCGCUUCUCGAUGUGUCAGGGAUAAUUGAACAAUACAGAAGAAGUGGUGUGGUUUGUGUCCAUGCUGCAGCGAUAACCAGCCUUUGCCCAACCCCUUCAAAAUGUACAUUUGACCCGGACACAAACAUAUCUCAGGUGCCUCGGGUCUACAAUGAUAAGACAAUAAAUGGCAGAGAUAGGAGAAAAUGUGGCAAGAGGAAGAGAAGAAGGAGAUGAUGGAGUGGGAGGUUUAAGGCCACCUCAUGACCCCCAGAGUCCUGCCCACUUUCCCUUUUCUGCUCCCCCAGUUAGGGCCCACCAUGUCGGGCUCAGGAGGGGCAUCGUGAUCCAGCUAACAGGCACAGAGGGUGAGUGGGACAGUCUGGAUGACAACGAGCUCAUCUUCCCCCCUUGAACACAACGACUAUGACGACCAGACUCCCUACAUCUCCCUCUCCAAGGAGAGACAGAACUCCAUGGAAGAGGAGAACCAACACUGCCUGCACUCCCCAGCCUUCCACGUACCCCUCUCCCCCCUCCUCACCUGGGUCCCUGGGGGACUGCUCCAACUCAGCCCCCAGCUUCCUCUCCCCCAGCCCAACCACCCCCACCCACCGGCCACUGGCUAGCCUGGUCAAGUCCCUGUCCACGGAGCUGGAGCUCCCUCAUGGCUCAUCCCUCAGACCUAGGCCCUUCCUCAGCCUAGUCAAGUCCAUCUCUACUGAGAUCUCCCGCUCAGAGCCAGAGGUGUCGCAGUCCAAGUCUGACUCCCGCCUCAACCUGCACCUGCAGUGGAAGAACCUGACUCAGCCUAAGGGAAGGAGUGACGGAGACUCCCGUACCGCCCCACCCUCGCCCAUCGCUCUAUCCCCGUCCGAGGGCACCAAGGCGGGCUUCUUCAAGAUGGAGCUGGAGGACACGAAGCGGAAGUUCUCUGAGGCCAUGCAGGAGCCUAUGUUCAGUAAACCUAUCAGUAUUUUCAGUAAGAUCAUGGGGGAUGAGAAGGAGAAUGCAGCAGCAGGCAGCCCCAAGCACCAGAGAGCUACAGGGACUCACUCAGCUGGCUCCCCCAGCUCCAGAGGUGUCUAUGUGGGGAGGAUGGAAAGCACGGAGGUGGGCAUCACAGAGUCUCCGCUGCGGAGUGCCAAGAGAACGGAUGGCGACUCUCCGCCGGUGUUUGACUGGCCGUGUGUCAAACACCCAAAGAAGGGUCUGCCCACUAGAACAUGUUCUGUCCACUAUCACCACGGUAACAAACCCAAUGACAAUUCAGAGGAACUGGAGAUCUGCACCUAUGAUGAAGUCAUGCAGGUUGUUGCCAUUGAGAGUCAUCAUCACAGUCGCCCGCGGAGAUUGCCUGGUUCACUGAUCUCCUCAGGACCCCAUCGUGUGGUUGUUCAACCCACCUCUCCACCGCCUCCACCACACAUGGUGUUGUUCUGUGUGGCUGUGUUGUCCUACGCCUACUUCAUCCUUCCCCUGGGCCCCUAUAUAUCAGGCCUGGCUCUGGGCAUGGCCUUUGGCUUCCUGCUGGGGCUGCUGCUCAUCAGGUUGGGCUCAACUAGACACACAACUCAGCCACAUCCACACAGAGAUGUUCAGGCCCUGACUGAGGUUGUUAAGCAGGCUGAUACCCUCAGCAACGAAUCAGACGUCCUCAAGGGCUGGCUGAACGAGAUGUUUGAGUACGACCCAGAGACCUACCACCUGUCCCUGACCCACUCUGUGUUCGCCAGCCUGGAGGGGCACUGCCUUCGCCUGGACUACCCCAGGAACAACAUCAGCCGCAGAGCCACCUACGAUGAAAAGCCUCCCGAUGCUGCGGUUGUCAGCACACGCUGCUUCCAGCUACGACACAGCAAGGUGUUCCUGCUGCCCUCUGAGCUAGCCCGUAAGAGGCUGUGGAACCUGAAGUACCCUAUCUGCAUUGAGCUGACAGAGGGAGAGGGGGUCAUGGAGGAGGGGAGGGGCACAGUGGAGACCCCAAAAGCGGAGCAGGGGGGAGACCCCCAACUCCAAACACGACCCACCUCCAACCCCAAACCAGCAGCCAACCUCCCCACAACCCUAUACCUCUUCGGACGGACAGGAAGAGAGAAGGAGGAGUGGUUUCAUCACUUCCUGUCCGCGUCCAUGGUAAUGGAGAAGGAGAAGGAGAAGGAGAAUGAGAGGCCUGGCAGAUGUGUUUGCAGAUCAGAUGUGCCGGUAUUGCGAGGGGUGAGCCCAUCAAGACGGUCCCAGGACAGCAGAGGUUCCAGCAGGAUUGGGAGCACUGAAGAGGACCUCCCCGUUCCCCCUUCUGCCCCCUCCAUCCAACCAUCCAGGGUGGGCUCUCCACUGCUGGACUACCCCACCUACAUGGCUCGAUUCCUGCCCUCAGAGCAGCCCAGCCCCCUGCCCAGUCCACCCCUCAACAGCACAGAGACAAGCCCCACCAACAAAGUGAGGUGCACCUGUGAUUUCCCAGAGUUCCCGGUGGAGGACAACACUGACUGGGUCAAUGCACUGAUUGGUCGAAUAUUCUGGGACUUCCUGCGUGAGAAAUAUUGGGCGGACAUUGUCUCCAGAAAGAUCCAGAAAAAGUUGAGCAAAAUCAGACUGCCUUACUUCAUGAAUGAGCUGACUCUGACUGAACUGGACAUGGGCUCCUGUCUGCCCCAAAUCACCAGUGCGUCCAGACCUGUAGUCAACAGCAGAGGCUUGUGGCUGGAGCUGGAGGUGGUAUACACUGGGGCCCUGCAGAUGACCCUGGAGACCAAGAUCAACCUGUCCAAACUGGGCAAGGAGGGCAAGGAGGGAAGCCUGGACACUGACAGCCUCACUGAUACUGGCAGCCUAGGGUCCAGACCCGUCCUCAGUGUUUUGGCUGACAGUGAUGAAGAGUCCUCCAGCGCCGGCUCUUCUGAUGAGGAGGAAGUACUGCUCUCAGAGCACCAAAGCAUUGUGGGAGAAAAGGGGAUUCUACCUGGUGCUGAAGGGAUUGCUGUUGGUGGCGGGAGGACAGGCAGGCGGAUUUUGAGAUUUGUAGACAAAAUUGCUAAGUCUAAGUACUUCCAGAAGGCGACAGAGAAUGAGUACAUCAAAAAGAAGAUUGAGGAGAUGUCCAACACGCCCCUGCUGCUGGCAGUGGAGGUUCAGGAGCUUUCUGGAACACUGGCUGUCAACAUCCCUCCUCCCCCUACUGAUAGAAUAUGGUACAGUUUCUGUGUGCCUCCCAAGCUGGACCUGCGUGUCAGACCCAAGCUGGGGGAGAGGGAGGUCACCUUCUGUCACGUGACCGAGUGGAUCGAGAAGAAGCUGCAGGAUGAGUUUGAGAAAGUAUUUGUGCUGCCCAACAUGGACGAUAUCUACCUGCCUCUGAUGCAUUCUGGGAUGGACAGUCCUCCAGCUGGGCUGCUGGAGGAGUGUCCAGCCCAGUCGUCACACUCACAACACUCCUCCAUGGAGUCCAUCGAGAGGAUCUCCCAGGAUAAUACUGUUGCAGACUUGGACUUGGACGACACUGAACAAAAAUAUGAACUCAACAUGUAAAGUGUUGGUCCCAUAUUUCAUGAGCUGAAAUAAAGGAGAAUUUCUGUCUGUAAUAAAGCCAUUUUGUGGGGAAAAAGUCAUUCUGAUUGGC
Messenger RNA from Oncorhynchus gorbuscha (pink salmon), 3968 nucleotides. RefSeq names its product testis expressed 2, like (gene tex2l). Bases 773 to 3877 code for a protein of 1034 amino acids. The record is from RefSeq and is a predicted model, not a curated record. The transcript has 13 exons. Gene Ontology annotation, cellular component: endoplasmic reticulum. Lineage: Eukaryota; Metazoa; Chordata; Actinopteri; Salmoniformes; Salmonidae. Gene Ontology annotation, molecular function: lipid binding.